Messenger RNA from Oldenlandia corymbosa var. corymbosa, 9894 nucleotides. Lineage: Eukaryota; Viridiplantae; Streptophyta; Magnoliopsida; Gentianales; Rubiaceae. The record is from the annotation of a GenBank genome assembly.
UCGAAAUGCUGGGCCUGGGGGAAAAAUACAAAUUUGGCUCCCACAACUUUCCUUUCAUGUGCCAACCUUUUUUUUUCACACUCAAGAGAACAACCCGCGGUCCCGCAUCCUCCUAAUUCCUCCGCACGGCUCAAAUUUGCGUCAGAUCUAAACGCAACACCGAACUCAACCGAAACUUUCACCUAAAUAAAUAUACUAUAAGUUUCUCUUCAAAACUAAGCAAAAUCAAACCCUAAAAAAUUACCCUCGAGCACAUUUGAUUGUUGUUUCUAUCUCUGUCAAUUCAAACUCUUCAGAUGGCGGUAAUUUGAUUUGAUGCAAUGUUGAUGAAGAAGUGUUAGAUACGAGCUGUUUGUUGUCACAGUCGAUCAGUUUCCAUGGACAAGAAUAAUAAUAAGAACAACAGAACCGAUCUACUUGCUGCUGGUCGUAAAAAGCUACAACAGUUCAGGCAGAAGAAGGAUGGCAAAGGUGGUAAAUCUUCCAGUAAAUCUGGACAUGAUGGGGGAAAGGGUAGUAAAGUUGGUUCUGAUGCUGCAGCUGCAACAUCUAAAAAUGUUUUGGAUAAGGAAGUAUCGAUUUCUGUUGAUAGGGAUGCAGUUGAUUCAUCAGAAUUGCAUCCUGUGAAGGAUUUGUCGCUGUCUAGCGAUAAAGCUGCUACUGGUGGCGAUUUAUCCAAGGAUAGCAACGUAGAAUUAACUUCAGCACCGACCGAAGAGAAUCUGGGGGUGGAUAAUUCCAGAAGCUGUAGCGAACAUGAUCACGAUGUGGAGGUUCCAGUUUCUUUAGAAGGCAGAGAUGCAACUGAUGUCCAUAAGGAUGUUGAACAUGGUGAUUCUGUAGAUGUUGAUUUGUCAUCCCAAGGUGACAGGUUUAGGGAGCAGCAGGUAGCAGAUGUAGGUUGUGCCUUUUCUCUUGAUGUUUACCUGUAUUUGUCCUCAAUCCCACAUGUUCCAAAAAAUUGAUUUAUAAUUGUAAUUUCAUCUUUUUCUGGGUAGGGACCAUGCAGGAAGCUGGCGGAUCAGGGUCAGAACAAAUUGAUGGUAUGUCUGAUAUACAGAUAGAAAAACGGGUCUCUGAUGUUGGUACCAUGAUGGAGGACAAGGAAGUAGAAACUGAAGGUGUUUGUAACAAUCAGUCAGCUGAAGUUUCUUCAAGUUCUAUGAUUGCAGAUGUGGAAAAAGCUCCCGAGAGACAUGUUACUUCUGAGCCUUUGCAAGCAGCAGAAGAGUUGUAUGUUGCAAGUGCUGGACAGCAGGGUGAUCAGAUCCACGAUGUUUAUUUUCCAUCUAGUGAAGAUGCUCGAGCUGAAAAAGGUUGUGAAAAAGAUGACGUGGAAAGCUCUCUUGUUUAUGAGAUUGAGGACAUUCCUAAGUCUCUUGGAAACAAUAUGCUGAAGCUGCCGUUUGGACCAAAUCCAAGCUCAAUUAGCCUUGCACAACUUGCUGAGAUGAUAAAGGGGCUUGAGAAAGAUGAAUUUAGAUUUGUGUGCUGCUUGCGGGAGUCUCCUGCGGAGAAUUUAAGGGGUUCUUCUUGUUUGAAUCCACCUGAAGUUAGUAUUCUUGAAAAUAUAAAAGAACAGCUAUAUCUCACAAGUUUAGCCAAAGAUGCUAAUGAAUUGCAGCUGUACGACCAAUUGGGGAUGGAAAUGCAAAUGCAUAGUCAAAUUCAGAAGUUGGUUGAUGAAUUAUCCAUGAUCAGUGCCUCAUUCUCUGAUGCCCAAGGAAAGAAUGAAAUCCUUUCUAAAGAGCUAGCAGAAUGUAGAUCUGAGCUCCAGGAAUUAAGUUUUGGGAAGGAGGUACUCCAGAAGCAGUUACAAAAUUCAAAGGCAGAACUUGAGGAAUUCAAAGUCAAAGUUGAUGACUUAGAAAAUGAAUUAAAAAUGUCGAGAGAGGAAUUGGCCCAGACUUCAUCAGAGCUUGCUGAUGGCAGAAAUUCUCUGUCAGAUUUGCAAGUUCAAAAUGAAAGUUUGAAUAGCAGAAUUGCAUUGCUGAUGGAAGAGAAAAUGGCAAUUGUUAAGAAUGGGGAAUGUCUUUUGCAGGAAAAUGAGAAGAUGUCUACAGAGUUGGCAAACUGCAAAGCUUUGACUGCAUCAGCUCAGUCUGAACAUGUUAACUUAACUGAAAAUCUUGCAUCACUUGAAGAGGAAAACCGCAAUCUUGUCGAGGAGAAGGAGCGUCUUGUUCAAGAGAAUGGUAAAUUAUCUUUAGACUUGACAGAUCGCAAUGCCAUGGUGCAAGCUCUCCAAGCAGAAAUUUCGGAGUUGAGUGAGAUCAUUGUUGUUGCAAAGGAAGACAACAAAAAGCUGGCAGACGCACAAGUGAAUUUUCCCCUCGUAAAUGAGAAGCUAGCAUUGGAGUUGGCCAACAGUCAGAUAUCAUUAGAAACUUUACAGGCAGAGAUGUCAAGUUUACAUGGAAUUGUGUCUUCAUUAACGAACGAGAGAAAUAAGCUUGCAGAUGAGAAGCAAUAUCUCUUGAGCCAGAAUGAAAAUGGAUCACAUGAGCUGGUAGAGAGUAAAAGUGUACUGGCUGGAUCACAGGCAGACUUGACCAAGGCCACGGGACAACUGCAACAAGCAAGUUCAGCUAUUGAACAACUCAUUCAGGAAAAUGUGCUGCUUAAAACCAAUCUUGAGCUGCAUAUUGCUGAGAUUUCUAACUGUGAGGGUGCUCUUAAUGCAGUGAAACAAUUUGGUGGACUGAAGGUUGCAGACAUAGACAGUUCAUCUCGCGUCUCUAGUACUGAUGAUAGUGAAACUGCCAGUUUGAGGACACAGAAGACCUUAGGCACUGAUGAUGCAGUACAAUUUGGCAAGCUUGUAAAGGAUGACUUCGAUGACCCAUUUGGCUUUGAAUCCUGGAAAAUGCAAUUAAACGAGGGAAGCAAUGUUUUACAGGAAAUUGAUAAUGCUGUUGAUGACAUGCAGUCUCUUUCAGCUUCAUUGUGCAGGUCAAGUUCCAAACAGGCAGCACCUGGUGUAUCAAAACUUAUUCAAGCUUUUGAAACGAAAAGUCACACAGAUGACUCUGAAAUAACUAAGUUGAAUCAAUCUGAAAAUCCACCUUCUGAGGAUCCGUACAUCCUGGCCAAGAAGCAAAUCAAAAAAUUGCAAUUGGUUUUCAAGGAAAUAUUUCUGCAGGCUAUUAAUGCCUGUGCCUUCCUUGAAGGAGAGAGGAAAAAUAGGCUAGCUACUGAAGUUUUGAAUGCAGAGCUUAAAGAUUUCUGCAGCUUCUGGGAGAAUCAUGGAAACAAUUUGGAAGCUGAAAACAUUGAGCUUGUGUUCCUGUGUGAAGCUCUCAAGCAACAUGUUUGUGAAUCCGAAGUAAAUCUCAAGGAGCUUGUAGUUUCAUAUAACAAUCUACAAAAGAAAGAUUCCUCUCUCAAUGCAGAAAAUAAUCAGCUUGCUGUGAAGCUCCGAAACUUUGAUGACACAAUUGCUGAAUUGCACACCCAUCUUGACGAAAUACGCAGGCAUUCGAAGCAAAUGGUUUUUUCUAUAUCUGAUUCAGUGGAAAAUCUUGAAAAAGAAGUUGGUGAUGUGGGUUUGACACUUGAAGGGGACUGGAAGACUUUUUCUACUGAGACUAUUCAGGAAGUUAGGAAGCUAAAUUCUUCCAUUCAGACCAUAUCAUCUGUUACAUUGUCUGCCAACGAAGGAAAUGCCCACCGUAUAAGUAGUGUUAUUACUGCUUCCAUUGAUUUUGCCACCCAAGUAAUUGACAGUUUGCAGAGGCAGCUUUGGACUACUCUGAGUGAUCAUCAUUCUUUGUUUAGUAAGUACACUGAGAUGCAUAAGAAUUUCCAUGACCUGCAAGGCAAUAAUGGAAUACUUGUUGAUGUCUUGGGGAAGACAUACAUGAAAACUGUUGGAACUGAAUCUUUGGUAGAAAAUGAUAAAUUGCUUGAUCCUUUGGAUCCUGGUGUGUUGCAUGCUCUUUUGGAGAAAUUGCCAGAGUUGCUUGAUGAGAGAUUGCAGCUUUUAUCUGAUAAUGAUAUUCUUAAAUCAGAUAUGAAGAAUCUAGUGAGAGACAAUGAUGAAUUGAGAAAGAGAUGUUUACAUCUAGAUGCCAUUAUGAAAAUGUUUAAUACCAUUUCGGAAGAACUUAUCCUUGACAGUGUUAAGAUAAAUCCUAUUGAUCCUCUGCCUGGCCUGGAGGCUUUCGUCAGCAUCCUCACUCAGAAAUUGAAUGAAACUGCAGAGCAGCAUAAAUUGUCCAAGGAGAAUCUUGUCAUGAAGGAGGUGCAGUUUUCUGCUUUACACGGAGAACUGGAUCACUUGAGUUUGUUACUUGUUCAAUAUGAAAAUGAAAAUCUUGUUCUUAAAGAGAGUUGGAGAACGAGCAUCAAGGAUGUUUCAGCUCUUCAAGCAGAGUUACUGGAGAAAGUUAGUGAACUUGAACAGUCAGAGCUGCGUGUUUCAUCCCUCAGGGAGAAGCUUGGUAUUGCUGUAUCCAAGGGCAAAGGGUUGAUUGUCCAACGUGACAGUCUCAAGCAAUCCCUAACUGAGACAUCCAGUCAGCUGGAGAAAUGUUCACAGGAGUUACAGUUAAAAGAUGGAAGAAUAUAUGAACUUGAAGCCAAAUUGAAAACCUAUUCAGAGGCAGGUGAGCGCAUGGAAGCCCUUAAAUCAGAACUUGCAUACAUCCGUAACUCAGCUACUGCAUUGAGAGAGUCAUUUCUUCUUAAGGAUUCUGUGCUCCAGAGAAUUGAGGAGAUAUUGGAAGAUCUUGAACUGCCUGAGAACUUUCACUCUAGUGAUAUUAUUGACAAGGUUCAUUGGUUGGCCAAGUCGAUCACUGGCAAUACUUCUGUUGUUGAUUGGGACCAGAAAAGUUCUGUUGGAGGGUCAUAUUCUGAGAGUGGAUUUGCUGUUGCUGAUGGAUGGAAGGAAGAGACACAGCCAAAUCAAGAUCUAACUGAUGACUUGAAAAGAAAAUUUGAGGAGCUCCAAGGUAAGUUUUAUGGGUUGGCGGAGCAUAAUGAUAUGCUUGAACAAUCUUUAAUUGAAAGGAAUCAACUAGUGCAGCGUUGGGAGGAGAUUCUUGGAAAGAUUGAAGUUCCUUCUCAGUUGAGCUCACUGGAGCCCGAGAACAAAAUUCAAUGGCUAGGACGUGCAUUAUCAGAUACCCAGAGCCAUUGUAGUUCUCUCCAACAGAGGAUAGACUACUUGGACAGUCUUAGUGGCUCAUUAACUGGUGACCUGGAAGAGUCUAAGGUUAGAAUUUCUGAACUUGAAUCAGCUUAUCACUCAGUUAUUGUGGAGAAAGAAGUUCUUCUGAAAAAGUUGGAGACCUUGAACAAUGAUUUUGGUGAAUUCUCAAAAAAGGCAUCGUUUUUGGAGACAGAGAAUGAGAAUUUGCUGAAGGAAAAGAUCUCAUUGCGAAAAGAAUUGGAUCAAAAACUUGUAGAUGAAGAGCACGCCCAGUAUCAUGAUGGUAAGAUCACAAGAUUGCAUGGUCUGAUCCGUGAAGUCCUUCAGGAGUCAGUCGCUGAUGUUCCAGACUUUGCUUCAGACAGUGUAGAAAAUCUGGAACACUUGGUGGAAAAUCUUAUAGAAAAAUACCAAGCACUUCUGGCUGUUGAACAGGUUGAUCCUGUGGAUCUUCAUCAGGACAAGAAUGCCCGUCUUCCUCUUUCCGAAGAGAAAACUAAAGAUUCCGGAGACGGUGAGGAUAUCCUUGCCCUUAACAAAAGGCUUGAGGAUGCUAUUGCUGAAAUCAAUUACUUGAAGGAGGAGAGGGAUAAUUAUUUCAACAGCAAUGUAUCUUUUGUUCGGGAAAUAGAAGCUUUGGAUGCAAAGAAGUUGGAAUUGCAGGAGCUUCUUAAUCACGAGGAGCAGAAAUCAGCUUCUUUAAGAGAAAAGUUAAAUAUUGCUGUCAAAAAGGGCAAGUCUUUGGUGCAGCAGAGAGACAAUAUGAAACAAGUAAUUGAUGAAGCCAAUGCUGAAGUAGACCGCCUAAAAUCUGCUGCCACUCUUCGAGAAAAUGCCAUUGUAGACUAUGAGCAGAAGGUUGAAAACUUGACCAUGAGCCUUGAGAGGCUAAAAGUAACUGAAGGGGAGUGUGCUUACCUGAGAGACAGUUUGUCUGAUACUGAACGCCGCCUAGAAGAAAAAGAACAUUCGUUGGCUCUGAUUAUAGAUUGCUUCAAAGAUUUUCAGGUUGAUCUUGGCUCUGGCAAUCCUUUUGAAACACUUCAAGCAUUUGGAAAAUCCUACCAAAAUUUACUCGUAGCAUUAGAAUGUUCCGAGCAGGAAUCCCGAAAAUCUAAAAGAGCAGCUGAACUACUUCUUGCUGAGUUGAACGAGGUGCAAGAAAGAAAUGAUGCUCUUCAAGAGGAGCUUGUUAACGUUGGCAAUGAGCUGUCAGAACUUUCCAGGGAAAAGGAGUUGUUUGAAGCUGAAAAAUCUGAAGCUCUCCUGCAUCUUGAGAAGCUGUCUGCGGACAGAUUGGAAGAAAGGGAUCAUCUCUUAUCGGAAGUCUUGACAUUAAGGUCUUCUGUUCAUCAACUUCAGAUGGAGAUUUCUGCUAUUGACAGCUCCCUCGCUGAUGUUCUCUUUGAGGAUUUGGAGAUCCUACGGAAUCUGAAUGCCUGCCUGCAAGCAUGCCUAGAGACAACAAAUGAUUCUAUCACGUCUACCAUGCCUGCUGCUGGUGUUUUUUCUGCCUUAAAUAACCCUAAAUUGGAGAAUAAGAUGUUUAUGACAGAAGUUGGCUCACUUAAGGACCGUUUGCAGCGGCACUACUCGUCACGUCAUGAAGAAGCUAGCCAUAUAUAUGAAACGUUAAGGACUGUGUUCACAGAAGUGGUCUCACUGAAGGAGUCACUCGGACCGAAGGACAACGAACUCGUAGUAUUAAAAUCCGUUGUGAAUGAUAAAGAUUCUGAGUUAUUGCUUAUGCAACGUAAUGUAGCUCUGCUAUAUGAAGCUUGCAACAUCUCAAUUGGAGAAAUUGAGAACUUUAACAGUCGAAAAAGUGAGAUCCAUUUCCCUGAUGAACUUCCACAUAGGCAUUUGAAUGCUCAAACCAUAGUUUGGAAAGAUGCUUCUAUGCCAGAAACUGGUCGAUUGUUGGAGGAAAAUGUCAUUAAUGUGAGAGAUCGACUGUUAUCGAUGUUGAGGGAUUUAUUUUCCAAGCAAAAUGCCAUUUUGGAAGAUGGUCAAAAGGAGAUGAAGGCUCUUAUAUUGAACUUGCAAAAAGAACUUCAUGAGAAGGACAUCCAGAGAGAAAGAAUAUGCUCAGAGUUUGCUGAUCAGAUCAAAGAAGCCAAAGCCGAGGCGAUGGCCCACCUGCAAGACCUUCGAUCAGCAAGGACUCAGGCAAAUGAUUUGCAGGUUCAAUUAAGUGUCAACCAGGAGGAGCAUGCUAAGUUGGGAAGAAGAAUUAAAGAAUUAGAAGAUCAAGAAGCUAUGUGUGUAGAACUCACACGGAGAGUCAGCUCACUGUCAGAUGCGCUGGCUGCAAAAGAUCAAGAAAUUGAGGCACUAAUGCAAGCACUCGAUGAGGAGGAAUCACAGAUGGAAGGACUAUCAAAUAAAAUUUUGGAGCUCGAAAAAGAAUUGCAGAAAAAGAAUCAGGACCUGGAAAAGGUUGAUGCUUCUCGGGGAAAGGCUCUGAAAAAGCUUUCUGUGACUGUUAGCAAGUUCGAUGAGCUUCACAACCUGUCAGAGACUCUUCUCUCUGAGGUUGAAAAUCUUCAGUCACAAUUACAAGAUCGGGACCAGGAGAUAUCUUUCUUAAGGCAAGAAGUUACUAGGUGCACCAAUGAAACACUAUCAGCUACUCAGAUGAGUAACAAAAGGCACACUGAUGAAGUCCUCGAAGUGUUAACAUUACUAGACGGAUUGGUUUCACAGUUUCAGGUCCCUGAUAUGUCUCCCGUUGAUGUUGAAGCUAAUCAAGUCAAAAAUUAUGAAGUCAAAUUGCAAAAGAAGAUCUCUUUCAUCUUAUCAGAACUGGAGAAACUGCAGGCAGCAGUUCAAGAUAGAGAUCUACUUUUGGGUGUCGAAAGGAAUAGAGUGGAAGGAUUGAUGCAAAAGGAACUGACUCUUGAAAAUUUACUACUUGAAAAGGAGUCUCAACUGGCUAUCCUUCGGCGUCUUGCUGAGUCAGGACAGGAAACGAGUUCAAGUUCUGAAAUUAUGGAAGUUGAUCCAUUGAUUAAUAAACGGGCAGCACCUGGAACUGUUGCACCACAAGUGCGAGGUGGUCGGAAAAUUAAUAGUGAUCAUGUUGCUAUUGCAAUCGAUAGGGAUCCCCCUAGUCCUAUGGAGGAUGAUGAUGAUGAUAAAGCUCAUGGUUUCAAGUCCCUCACCACAUCAGCAUUUGUCCCCCGGUUUACUAGACCAGUAUCUGAUGUCGUUGAUGGAUUAUGGAUGUCUUGUGACCGGACAUUGAUGCGGCAGCCUACUUUGCGGCUUGGUGUUAUUAUCUAUUGGGCUAUCAUACACACUCUUUUAGCAGCAAUCGUUGUGUGAGGAGCUAGACUGGUUUGUCCUCUUUUCAUUUUCUAGCUCUUCCUUGCUACGUGGAAGCCUGCCACUAGGGGGCCUCUCCUUGCCAUUUUGAAUGAACACAUUAACAUUACAAUUAUUUUGUUUUUCAUUGCAUAAUUUUCCUUUCUCAUUACAUUUGUAUUAUGGUUUUGGUUGAAAUGAUUGCACUCAAAGUUCGUUAAUAGUUUUAAGGAGUUAAAUUCUUUAAUGAUAUAAAUCUUUGGUUGGAUAGGUCAAUGAACAAUUAAUAAUUAUGCUAUGUUUCUUUGCUUGUCAAUCAAUUUUAAAUCUUAAGGCACAGAUGUACUGGGUAUUAUUACCGACGAGGAACAAUAUGAUCCUUGAUAGAGUGGUAUGAGAAUAUGAUCCUUGAUAGACUGGUAAUUGAAGGAAUCAAUAUGAUCCUUGAUAGAGUGGUAUGAGAAUAUUUCUCCAUCAUAUAUCAGGCCGUACAUGAGCUUUAGGCUUAAUUUUUUAUUAAUUUUUUUUUAUUUUUAAUUUUUUGGCAAUUUUAAUGGGAAGUCUUUUUCUUAAGGUUAUGUAUGAACUUUUAUGUAUGCUGUCUUUGAGUAUUUUCUUUGUUAUGCUGAAACUGUACAUUGUUUUCUUUGAUUUUCAGAUAGAGCUACUACUAUGGAGUUGCAUUUGUGAUUUACUGAUAGCGUUUGUGUACAGUGUUAAGCGGUCAUUCAUUCAUUUUUGCUCAAUCUAUUGGCUGUGGUUUCCAAUAUUUUUACGUAAAUCACAGACUUCUUGGAUUGGCAUCACCAUCAAGUUCUUAGCAAUGAUUUAUAGAAUUCAUAAUUUGUCAGGGGACCUCAAUGAAUCGUCGCUGGUCAUGUCCCUUCUGUGAAAUAGCUUUCUUCAGACAGCAAAAUAGUUUAUUGUAUACGAUCAAACAAAUAUGUCUGUUAAUGACAAAAUUUUGUUAGGGACAGAUGGACUGGAACUGUUGAUAUGGUAGAUUGUCACAAAAGUGAUUGUUACAAUGUAAUACUUACACUAAAAGAACUACUAUUGCUAUCUCCACUGCCUCCGUAAAGGGAGAUGUCCAAGGGACGAUUCACAAUCACUACUAGCAGAACUGCUUAAUCGGUGAUUAUUUCUGUUUUCGUUAUAGUCAUUAAAAUCAAACUGGAUAUAUUCACCAUCUCGAAAUAAUCAUUCAAUUUGGGUUUUUGUUCUUUGAACAAAUUGUUCUAUAAUUGAAAAAUUAAAUAGGACAAUUUUUUAGGGAUUGAAGGAUUAUGAACAAGAGUGUUGUUAUUGCCAAAACAAAAAUUACGAUCCAAAAUAUAUUGUUAUUUUUGUGAUAAAAUCCCUAUUCAAGUCAAACCUAAACUUUUUUUGUUUUUUCCCACCCCUUUCACCUUCUCUCUCUCCCUCUACGUGCC